Molecule: messenger RNA, 2742 nt
Organism: Candida albicans SC5314
Lineage: Eukaryota; Fungi; Ascomycota; Pichiomycetes; Serinales; Debaryomycetaceae
Exons: 1
Coding region: 1-2742 (913 amino acids)
Cellular component (GO): plasma membrane
Molecular function (GO): calcium-activated cation channel activity
Source: RefSeq, a predicted model, not a curated record
AUGUUACUACUAGAUAUACUAUCAAUCGGUUGGCAAAUUAUUAUUCAGACUGGUACAAAUGGUUUGGGAGAAGAUUACACCAACGGCGACAAUGAUGGGAAGAAACCUGAUCCAAUUCAUUCAGUUGGUCCACAAAGGGUUUUCACAACACAAUUAGUCUUAACUUUAAUAGCUGGGAUGUUUUCAUUUUUAUUGUUUUGUAUGUUAAGAUUCAAAUGGCCCCAUAUAUAUGCUGUUAGAACAUUGAGACAACCACGAAAUAAUCUGCAUAUUUUGCGACCUUUGCCUAAUAAUUUAUUUGGAUGGAUCAAAGUAGUUUAUAAAAUAACUGAUGAAGAAAUUAUAGCUUGUUCAGGGCUAGAUACUUUUGUAUAUUUGAGGUUUUUCAAAAUGGGGAUCAAGAUUUUUUUAAUCUUAUCAAUACUGGCAAUAUUUGUCCUAAGUCCAAUACGAUAUUAUUUCACAGGUAAUUAUGAUAAAGAGAAUAUAAUGACAAAACCAAAUCAACCACCAGAUAUCAAUUAUGAUUUCCCCAGUUUCUAUUGGGUGUAUCCUAUUUUCACCUAUGUGUUUUCAAUUGUUGUGUUUUAUUACUUGUUUGAAUUUACUACCACCAUUUUGCGAACAAGACAAAAAUAUCUUGCUUCACAAAGUUCCAUUACUGAUAGGACAAUUAAAUUGGAUGGAAUUCCUAAAAGAUUACUACAACGAGAAAAAUUAAAGAAAUUUAUUGAAGAUUUAGGUAUUGGGAAAGUACUUGAUGUCAAAUUGAUUUACAAUUGGACCCCCUUGGAAGACUUGUUACACAAAAGACAAGAGUUGAUGAAUAAUUUGGAAUGUAUAUAUACGUCAAUGUACAAAAUGGACAUUGAUAUUUACAAUCAACAUGAAGUCCCGGCAGUCAAUCCAAUUUGGUCUGAACCAUUAGACAAACCACAGUUGAAUGAAUUAGCUAAUAAAUACACCCAGGAAUUAAUUGAACUUGAUGGCGAGAUUAAACACAUGCAAGGUAAAUUUGACAGUGAUUUGUCCACUAUAGAUGUUAAAGAGAAUCGAGAAUUUAAGCAAGUGCCUUCAGCAUUUAUCACCAUGGAUUCAGUGGCAUCAGCUCAAAUGGCAGCUCAAACCAUUUUGGAUCCUCGUGUAUAUAAAUUAAUUGCCAGUUUAGCCCCUGCUCCUAAAGAUAUCAUAUGGGAGAAUUUGAAAUUGACUUAUUUUGAAAGGAAAAUCAAAUCAUAUUUUAUAACCCUUGUGAUUGUUUUGAGUUAUGGGUUCAUUAUAUUUUUGGUUAUUCCAUUGACAUCUUUGCUUGAUUUGAAAACUAUCAGUAAGUUCUGGCCAGCAUUAGGGGAAUUCAUAGGUCAAUCCAAAUGGUUAACUACAUUUGUAACUGGUAUCUUGCCACCAUUAUUGUUUACACUUUUGAAUUUUCUGUUCCCAUAUUUCUAUCAAUAUUUGUCUCAAUUACAAGGUUACACAUCUAACAGCGACGUUGAGUUAUCUACAUUACUGAAAAAUUUCUUCUUUAUAUUUUUUAACUUGUUUUUGAUUUAUGUUGCUGCAGGGACUUUUUGGGAUUAUAUGUCAUAUAUUAGCGAUACGACAAAGAUUGCUGUGCAAUUAGCUACGUCGUUAAGAAGAAUGGCAUUGUUCUAUGUUGAUUUAAUUUUAUUACAAGGGUUAACCAUGUUCCCUGUUAAACUAUUACAAGUGAGUGAUUUUUUCUUAUUGAAUGUCUUGGGCAAAUUGUUUUAUUUUAAAAGAUUGAUAUUGAAAACACCAAGAGAUUAUCGUUCUUACUAUUUCACUCCACAAAUAUUUGACUUUGGUAUCAAUUUGCCACAACACAUUCUUAUAUUUAUGAUUAUUUUGAUAUAUUCAGUGGUGUCCACGAAAAUUGUCACUUGUGGAUUGAUUUAUUUUAUCUUGGGGUUAUUUGUUUAUAAAUAUCAAUUGGUCUACAAUUUUGUUCAUCCACCUCAUUCUACGGGUAAAGUCUGGCCAAUGAUUUUCCGAAGAGUGAUUUUAGGGUUAAUUAUUUUCCAGUUGUUUAUGUGUGGAACAUUAGCUCUAGAGAGUGCCAUAUUGUUGUCGAUUUUAUGUACACCAUUGAUAUUUAUAACAAUGAUUAUUCUAUGGAAUUUUGAAAAAUAUUAUGUGCCAUUGAAUACAUUUAUUGCCUUACGAGCUAUUUUGAAUCCAUAUGAUUUUGAAAAAGUUUUCGAUCAAGAUGAUCAACUGUUUAGUAGCACUAGCAAUGCCAACAGUAAUGAUGAAUCCGAUACAUCAGCAAUAUUAGAUGACUUGGAUUUGGAUUUAGAUUUGGAGAACGAUCCAAUUGACGAAUCUUCAUGUUUGCUAGAAAAUGGUGGUGAUAAUGGUAAUGGUAACGAUCAUGGCUCUAAUGGCGAGAUUAAUAAUGGAUCCAUAACUAAAUCUAGUAGACAGAAUAAUGGCGAGCCAACUAUUUCAAGAAGAAAAUCAACAUUAGAUGAAGAACGUGAAGAGUUUACUGAUUAUACAUAUCCAGGAUUGAUAGACCCACUAGAUGGUCCAUGGGUUGGAUUUACUGGAAAUUUUGUCAAGAUGAUUGAAUACAAAUCAUUGCGUUUACAACAACAAGCAUUGUUAGAAGAAGGUCGAAAUGUGCGUAACGAAAAUGAAGCUGCUAUUGGCACUACUUUUAUUAAUGAACAAGAAUUGGUUGUUAAUAAAAAAUUAUCAGUUAGUGAAUGGGAAUGA